AUGAAAGCAUCUCUUUUGCAGUUCAAACUUCUGCAUAGAAAGUUCCUGGGAGAACCAACACAAUUUAAAAAUAUUCAGAAUCUUCCUAUUGUUCAUCAUUAUGGAUAUGUGUGUGAUCUUCCUCCAGGCCAUAGAUUUCCUAUGAAGAAGUUUCAUAAAGUGUAUGAUUUUUUGUGUUCAAGUGGUAUUGUAACAAAACACUCUCAGGUUAUCAUGCCUAAUAAAAUACAGAAGAGUGUGGCAUCAUUAGUACAUACUGAUGAUUAUCUUGAUAAAUUUUUUAGCGGAAGCACAUCAACUGAGGAACAACGAGUAACUGGUUUCAGUUGGACAUCACACCUUGUUGAUAGAGUGCGAUAUGAAUCGGGUGGUACUCUUUUGACAACUGUGCUUGCCAUGGACCGUGGAUUAGCUUGUAGCACAGCAGGAGGGACACAUCAUGCCUUUCCAGAGCGUGGUACAGGAUAUUGCCUGCUCAAUGACUUAGCCAUAGCUGCUCAGUUUCUCAUCACCACAGGGAAAGCCAGGAGAGUUCUCAUUGUAGAUUUAGAUGUCCAUCAGGGAGAUGGUACUGCUUUUAUAUUCAAAAACCUUGAAACGGUGUUUACAUUUUCAAUGCACUGUGGACGUAAUUUUCCAUUUAGAAAACAGGAGAGUGAUCUGGAUGUGGAGUUAAGAGAAGGAAUUGGAGAUAAGGAAUACAUGAGUUAUCUUACUGAUUAUCUUCCUGAUGUCUUGCAAAACUUUAAUCCUGACAUCGUCAUAUAUGAUGCUGGUGUUGACACGCAUGCAGAAGACAAUUUAGGUAAAUUGAAGAUGACUGAUGAAGGACUGUUUAAACGGGAUCUGUUCGUUCUUACCAACGUAAUCAACAGAGGGAUUCCUUGUGCCACUGUUAUUGGUGGUGGCUAUUGUCAAGAUAUUGAUAAACUUGGAAAAAGACACACCAUUAUUCACCAUGCUGCUCUUAAAGUGUGGAAACAAAAAGGUCUGUAGUUAUGGUUGUAUGAAUAUUAUUAAAAUUUCAGAACAGGUAUAAAAUAUAUUGAUGGCUAAAUUAUAACACGUAUCUAAAAAAUAGUGAUGUUUCAGGAGAGAGAAAUAACAACCCCACUAAAAGCUAAUAGUAUGACAAAUUUUCGCCAGAUUUAUAAAUUUUUAGUUAAGUUCUGUCACAGGUAUCAUUAGAAUUCGGUUGGAGAUCAUCUUACUUUUUAUCUAUCAUUAUGACUGUCUCAAAACAAAAUUUGAGAUCUGUUGUAAUAAUUUAAUCACCGAUAUAGUAUCGCAUUGUUUUUGUUAUUGAAUAGUUCCUAGUAAAGGUUUAAAAUUGUUCUCAAAGUAUGUAUGAAUAUUUGAGUUUCUAGAAGUCGAUACGAAAUAAAAGAAUCAACAUAUGUAUUAAUAUAAUGAAGGACAGAGAGGCAUAGUUUAUCUGAAACUUUAUGUAAAACAAGUAAAUAAGGAGGAAAUGAUCCAAG
Messenger RNA from Gryllus bimaculatus (two-spotted cricket), 1481 nucleotides. Lineage: Eukaryota; Metazoa; Arthropoda; Insecta; Orthoptera; Gryllidae. The record is from the annotation of a GenBank genome assembly.